Molecule: messenger RNA, 1239 nt
Organism: Mercurialis annua (annual mercury)
Lineage: Eukaryota; Viridiplantae; Streptophyta; Magnoliopsida; Malpighiales; Euphorbiaceae
Exons: 2
Coding region: 1-1239 (412 amino acids)
Molecular function (GO): zinc ion binding
Source: RefSeq, a predicted model, not a curated record
AUGCUUUUACAAACUAAUCCGGGGUCAAUAGUAGAUAUACAGACAACCGAUGGAAAAUUUGAAUAUGUUUUUAUGGCUCUCGAUGCAUCCAUAAAAGGUUGGAAGUACUGUAGGCCAGUGAUUGUAGUCGAUGCGACAUUUUUAAAAUCAACCUAUCGUGGAAUGCUAUUGACAGCAUCCACCCAAGAUGGGAAUGGUAAGAUUUUUCCACUAGCAUUUGCUGUUGUUGAUUCUGAAAAUCAUGCUUCUUGGGAAUACUUUUUUGCAAAAUUACUGGAAACUUUUGGUCGAAGGGCUGGAUUGUGUAUAGUAUCAGAUAGGCACGAUAGCAUAUCUGAGGCAGUCAAAAACAUUUUUCCAGAAGCAAGUCAUGGAAUUUGUGCAUACCAUUUACUAAACAAUGUUAAACUAAAGUUCGGAAAGAAAACAAAUGCAAAAGCGUUGAGAGAGUGUUUCUAUGGAGCUGCAAAGUCUUACUCAGUUCAGUCUUUUGACUAUUUUAUGGGACAACUAGAUGCUAUAAAUGUUGCAAUUCGACCCUAUCUGGAAAAAAUUGGGGUCAAAAAAUGGGCAAGAUCACAUUGCAAAGACAAUAGGUUCUCAACAAUGACUUCAAAUAUAGCCGAAUCUAUGAAUGCAGCUAUCAAAGCAGCUAGGGAGUUACCAGUAGCGACACUUCUUGAAUAUUUGAGAUUCUUGACGCAAAAAUGGACUUACACGAAUAGAAAUGCCGCAAUCUGUACAAUGACUAAGUUGACAAGCAAAGCAGAAAAUGAUCUCAGAGAUAACUAUGCAAUUUCUUUGAGAAUGAAGGCUUCAACAUCAGUUACUAAUGUGCAUGAUGUGCAAGAUGGUGAAAAGACAUUUAUAGUGAAACUGAGAGAAAAGAACUGUACAUGUGGCAGAUUUCAAAUUGAUGAGAUGCCAUGUCCACAUACACUUGCAAUAUUAUCCUCACUACACCUAGAUCCUUAUCAAUACUGCUCUAAAUUCUUCACCAAAGAGAAUCUGCUUGUAAUGUAUGAUGGAGUUGUGUAUCCAAUGCCAAGUCAAAACAAUUGGGAUAUACCUACUGAAAUUGAAAGGAUUGAAAUACUUCCACCAAUAGGAAAGAUACCAGCUGGAAGACCAAAAAAAAGAAGAAUAAAUGGACCAGCGGAGACAAUUAAUCCAAGUAAGUGUGGAAGAUGUGAUCAAAGAGGACAUAACCGAAAGACAUGUCGAAAUCUACCAAAGUAG